Cucurbita moschata (crookneck pumpkin) is the source of this 1281-nucleotide messenger RNA. RefSeq names its product 2-alkenal reductase (NADP(+)-dependent). Lineage: Eukaryota; Viridiplantae; Streptophyta; Magnoliopsida; Cucurbitales; Cucurbitaceae. The record is from RefSeq and is a predicted model, not a curated record. Gene Ontology annotation, molecular function: oxidoreductase activity, acting on the CH-CH group of donors, NAD or NADP as acceptor. The coding region runs from base 46 to 1077 and encodes 343 amino acids. The transcript has 6 exons.
AACGGCCGUUCAUUACUUGCUUAGUCAACUUUUGCACUAAUCGCGAUGGCGGAAGUGGAGAACAAGCAAGUGAUAUUCAAAGGCUACAUUGAUGGAGUUCCACAAGUGACGGAUUUCGAACUCAAAGUUGGGAGGAUUAAGCUCGAGGCUCCCAAUGGAUCCGGCCAUUUUCUCGUCAAGAAUCUCUUCCUUUCUUGCGAUCCUUAUAUGCGAGGCCGUAUGCGCGAUUUCCACGGUUCUUACAUUCCCCCUUUUGUUCCUGGCCAGCCAAUUGAAGGCUUUGGGGUUGCUGAAGUUGUGGACUCUGAUGACUCCAAUUUCAAGCCUGGUGACAUUGUUUCUGGCUUUACACGUUGGGAGGAUUACAGCUUAAUUAAUCAGGGAAGUUUUCAGCUGAGAAAAGUUCAGCCAGACGAUUUCCCUCUCUCAUUUCAUGUUGGUCUUCUUGGCAUGCCUGGAUUUACUGCUUAUGCGGGAUUCUUUGAGGUUUGCUCCCCGAAACAAGGCGAUUAUGUAUUUGUCUCCGCGGCAUCUGGAGCAGUUGGUCAACUCGUUGGCCAACUUGCGAAGUUGCAUGGUUGCUAUGUUGUAGGAAGUGCUGGAACAAAGCAAAAGGUUGAUAUUCUGAAGAGCAAGCUUGGAUUUGACGAAGCUUUCAACUAUAAAGAAGAGUCAAACUUGGAUGCAACUUUGAAAAGGUACUUUCCCGAAGGCGUAGACAUAUAUUUUGACAAUGUUGGCGGGGACAUGCUUGAUGCUGCACUAUGCAACAUGAGGGUUCAUGGUAGGAUUGCUGUCUGUGGGGUGAUAUCUCAGACCAGCAUCUCCAAUCCAAAAGGAAUCACCAAUCUGUGGAAUCUCAUAACGAAGCGUGUGAACAUGAAGGGAUUUCUACAAAGCGACUACUUGGACUUAUUUCCCCGUUUCUACGACGAGGUUAGUAACUACUACAAGCAGGGAAAGAUUGUUUACGUUGAAGAUUUGAAGGAAGGCUUGGAAAAUGCUCCAGCUGCCUUUGUAGGACUUUUCUCUGGAGAUAACUUAGGCAAACAAGUAGUUCGUGUAGUCCAUGAAUGAUUUUCGCCAUCGGUCGUUGCAUUGCAUGAACUUACAGCAUUUAACAGAAUUUGUAGCUUCUUAAAACUUAGAUUCAUAUUAUUCCUGAAUUCUGUAAAGCAUGACAGGACUGAAUUCUUGCUUCUGGGCAUUCUUAUACUAUUCAUGGUUGAAAUAUUUGUUCUCCUGAUGAACAAUACUCAUCGACCGUUGCAUGAACUUACA